This is a messenger RNA of Solenopsis invicta (red fire ant), 2624 nucleotides long. RefSeq names its product chloride intracellular channel exc-4 (gene Clic). Bases 330 to 1184 code for a protein of 284 amino acids. The record is from RefSeq and is a predicted model, not a curated record. Gene Ontology annotation, molecular function: chloride channel activity. Gene Ontology annotation, biological process: chloride transport. Gene Ontology annotation, cellular component: cytoplasm; apical plasma membrane. NCBI's taxonomy places the organism in Eukaryota, Metazoa, Arthropoda, Insecta, Hymenoptera, Formicidae. The transcript is spliced from 4 exons.
AGGAGAUCCUCGUCCCCUGGGAGAAUCGCGCCGCACACGCGUCAAAUGGAGCCCUUGGCUCUCUCCACGUUGUGCAACGUCCGAAAACGGAGUUGUGCGUCAUCGCCAGGAAAGAAUAUACAGAACGCCCGAGGUGCGCCGACUGCUGCGUGACGCAUGGUGCGACUGCGGAAAGUAAGACGACAUCGGUAGUGGUGAACGAUAGUAGCCGAUAACAGAGACACAGCAGUGCGCAGUGCUGAUAUCGCGUGGCCACCACCACCACCACCUCCUCUCUUUGAACGCCCGGCUCGUUAGAUCCUGGAAGAACGGCCGAUUGUUAGCGCCCGAUGAAAAUAGAUUCGCCGUUGUCCGAGAGCGGGACAGAGAGAGGGAGAGUUGGCGAACUGCCGAGAUUCAAUUUGCUCGAAUUACGGGCGAUCGUGAUCAUCGGGCUUGACCGAGGAGGGACCGAUUACGUUACACAAUGCGCAUCGACGAUCGACGGUCGUCGAAAGGGCGCGUGUCUCUUCUGUCAGGAAUAUUUCAUGGAUCUGUACCUCCUGGCGGAAUUGAAGACAAUCUCCCUGAAGGUGACUACCGUGGACAUGCAGAAACCGCCGCCCGACUUCCGCACUAACUUCCAGGCCACGCCGCCGCCCAUCCUGAUCGAUAACGGCGAUGCGAUACUGGAGAACGAAAAGAUUGAACGGCACAUCAUGAAGAACAUCCCCGGCGGGCACAAUCUGUUUGUACAGGAUAAGGAAGUUGCCACUCUCGUGGAGAACUUGUUCAGCAAACUCAAGCUGCUGCUGUUGAACGCAAAGGACAAGGAUAAGGAUCCCAAAUCCUCGUCGCUGAUGGCGCAUCUGCGUAAGAUCGAUGAGCAUUUGGGCCGCAAGGGUACGCGCUUCCUUACCGGCGACACCAUGUGCUGCUUCGACUGCGAGCUGAUGCCGCGGCUGCAGCACAUCAGGGUCGCCGGCAAGUACUUUGCCGACUUCGAGAUACCGGAGACUCUGGUGCACCUAUGGCGGUACAUGCACCACAUGUACAGGCUCGACGCCUUCCUACAGAGCUGCCCGGCCGAUCAAGAUAUCAUUAAUCACUACAAACUGCAACAGAGUAUGAAGAUGAAGAAGCACGAGGAGCUGGAGACGCCGACCUUCACCACGAGUAUCCCGAUCGAGGUCAACGACGACUAGGCUGGACCUUCCUCGGGUCCAGCGAGUCUGCGAUCGCGUGACUUCGAUUAGACAUCGAGAUCGGCCUAUAGCGAGAUGGCGAAUCGCCUCGACGAAGUUUCAACGGCGCGCAUUUUGUAAUUUAAUAUACAUCCAACAUUAGCAUUGAAAAUAAGAGCAAGGAUUCCUUCCGUUGGAACUCCCGUCUUUCCGAGCUGCCAGCUCGUGUCGUCGCCGCGUCAUCCAUCGAUUUCAUAUCUUUUUUGCUAAGCAAUCAUUGCUGAAUCGCCUCCCUUCCUUGUGGGAUCAAGUCAGGUAUAAACGGAUUAGCUUUUUUACCGCAAACGACGUGAAAACACAUAAGUGCAUUAAGACGCGUUUAAAGUCUUAAAAACGAUUCUAGAUUACUGAUCAUUUUCCAUUUUUUCUUUCUUUUUUUCUCUUCUACUAUGUACAACACGCGUACGUAGUUUUGACCUGAGUAGUAUUAGCAAGAUUUUAAUUUGCUAUUGUUGAUCCAAGGAUUAAAUUUAUUAUAUAUUAUAAGAGGAGCGAUAAUGAUUUUGCCAUGUUUUUGACGGCAAUAAUAGAAAUUAACAUCAAGAAUGCAAAAGAAACGUAUGCGUUCGAGAGAACCAAAUUGGUGCCAUUAUCAAUAUCAUUUUGCAGUUUCUUAAUGGAAAUUUUCCUUUCGAUAAUAAUCAUUAUUCCUAAGCAUUAUUCUUACAUAAGAUUAAGCAAAUAAAGUAGAUAAAACCAAUGUAGAACGCUUGAUAUAUAUAUAAAACGUUUCAACAUCAUUCUUGAACUUGCGUAAAUCUUUUCAAACAUUAGGUUUCUCUUUUUUUUUUCAUCCUUUUCAUUUAGCUACAUUAUCACGAGUUAUAGUAACAAGAUAUACUUAUAUAAGCAUGACCGAUACAUUUUUUGUAUUAAUGAGAAGGAUAAAUGUUAUUCAGAAUGUCUUUUAACAUCGUACUCCUGAACGCUAUUGCGUGAUAAAGAGAGAAAGACAUGUUAUCGUUAUAUACGUAGAAAAAGAAAUACGUUUUGCCGUAUCUCUCGCGAGACACGUGAUCCAGAGUGCGUACGUUUCUUCUGGAUUCCGCAGCCGUGGUACGAGGCAUCUUGUUAUUCCCAUUUCAUCGUUGGCACUUUUACUGAUUUACAACCAGAGAACGGGCGCAAACAGUUUCCCACGAUUGUUUUCCUCGCGCGAGUCGAAAGCAUUUAAAGUAACAGCAUCCGGGAACUCGAUUCCACUUAUUUCCACUAAUUCACUGUUCCAGAAAACAGUAAGCCAAGCAACAGUGCAACUCGUAAGCAAUCGUCUAUUCCGCAUUAGUAAUUCUAUUAUUAUUAUUAAUAUUAUUAUUAUUACUAUUACUAUUACUAUUACUAUUGUAUUAUUAAUUUUGGUUUAUAUAUCCGUAGAAGUCAAUAUACCAGUGUUUACAGUAA